AUGCAGCGACUCCGACAACUCGUGCACGACUAUUACCGAGCGCGACGGAGCAAUAGGCAACCGCCCUGGACGACGCUCCCACUCGCCGAUCGGGACGCCCGGUCAAUGGCCGCCACCCACCUUUGGGAUGUUGCCUGUGGACUCCACCAGGACCGCAACGAACGUCAAGCGUACACGCGAGCCAUCAAUAUUCUACACGAGCACUUGUCGACGCUCGUUCAACAACGAUUUCCCGAUGCGCGCCUGGGCGUCUACGGAAGCUGUCUCAGCGAUUUGAGUUUGGGUAAAUCGUCUGACGUGGAUCUGAGUUUGGAUUUUAAGCGUGCACGAAAGGUCAAAGACCAAUUCGAAAUAGGCAAAUGUCCUGUACAACGGUACGAAAGCGAAAUGAAGUCUUUGGUCUACGCAGUUUGUCGGACCAUGGAACGGCGAAAACACGAAUUUCGGGCUAUGCAACCCGUCACCCGGGCCCGGGUGCCCGUAAUAAAGGGCACGUAUCUGGGAGCCAACAACCCGUACACGGUCGACGGAUCCAUUGACUUUGACGUAUGCUUUCUCAACGACAUUGCCGUCGUCAACUCGUCGCUACUGCGUGAGUAUUCCAUCGUGGAUGAUCGCGUCAAGGCCCUCAUGAUUGCAGUCAAGCGCUGGGCCAAGGCGUUUGGUAUUUGCUCUUCCCAACACAAUACACUCAGCUCAUACGCGUGGAUGAAUCUGGUCAUUUUCUACCUACAGAACGUAGGCUUUGUACCCAACUUGCAAAGUCCCGAGUUGGCGCAGGCGGCGGGAAUAUCCCGAGAUCCCAGGAACGAAUGGCACGACGUCAACAACCUCGACACGUUUUACCUCAAGUGGGAGGAUGUCUCGUCGGUAUGGCAACGAGCGCCGGCGAUGGAAUCGGUGUCGGUGACGAGUCUAUUGUACGGAUUUUUCCGCUUUUACGUCGUGGAGUACCCUUCCAUCUUGACGGUGUCCAUCAAACUUGGUCGGGACACGUUUCUACCUAAAACCGUCUUUCGUAAAUCAUCGUUGGGCUUUUGGUGCAUUGAGGAUCCUUUCGAGACGUACGACACGCACUGCCCUCAUGAUUUGGCCAUUACGGCCGGCGUGGGCGGGGUCCGCGAGAUCACUUACCGAUUAGCGCAAGCCGAGCAGUAUCUGGGCGCAAAGCUACGGCUGUUGGCGGAGGAUACGAGCAUUCCGCCUCCGAAGCGCUUGUGGCCGUCCCCUCCCGUGGCAAAGAAACCACGAAAGAAGAAAGCUAUUUUACCUCAACAACACAACACCGACAAGAUCAAUUACGUUUUUAUCCUGGAUACAGAAGUUUUGCGCAGCAAUACUUAUUCCGUCCUCAAACGUCAAGACACUACCCACAAGGCCGACCACAUACUAUACGAAACUUUUCUGUACAAAAUGAUCCUUCACAGCAAUACCAUCUCUAUAAUCCGGUAUCAGGAGGACGAUGCGAACGACGUGGACGAACAACUGGUUCCUUACAUGCAGAACUAGGGGUCAUUCCAAAGCAGUGUCAUUGCACAUACAACUCCAGGCUCUGCUCAUCAAUUCGGUCAACUCCGUCAAUCUCAUCAAAAUCAAGGACAACACGUUCAAUCGCCACCACUUUAGUAUGGACAAAGCCAGCAGCCUUUCUUACUGCAGGUAUACCAAUCCCUUCCAAGUGGCGUACAGCCUUCGAACUGCUGUUAAACGUAUGCCGGCGCCCGUGAGCAAGGAGAUAACCUGGCAUCUGGAAUGCCCAUUAAUUGCAAAGCUCUGAUUUUUCUGCUGGAAUC
Phaeodactylum tricornutum CCAP 1055/1 is the source of this 1793-nucleotide messenger RNA. RefSeq lists its product with no specific name. The record is from RefSeq and is a predicted model, not a curated record. The transcript has 2 exons. Bases 1 to 1509 code for a protein of 502 amino acids. Gene Ontology annotation, biological process: RNA 3'-end processing. Gene Ontology annotation, molecular function: nucleotidyltransferase activity. Lineage: Eukaryota; Bacillariophyta; Bacillariophyceae; Surirellales; Neidiaceae.